Messenger RNA from Maudiozyma barnettii, 465 nucleotides. It is a transcript of the gene SLM4, whose product is annotated as Slm4p. Gene Ontology annotation, cellular component: Ragulator complex. The record is from RefSeq and is a predicted model, not a curated record. NCBI's taxonomy places the organism in Eukaryota, Fungi, Ascomycota, Saccharomycetes, Saccharomycetales, Saccharomycetaceae. Gene Ontology annotation, biological process: signal transduction. Bases 1 to 465 code for a protein of 154 amino acids. The transcript has a single exon.
AUGAUACAUGAAGCUUAUAUCGAGGACCUGUUACAUCAAACAUUAAAACCAUUCGCUACAGAUUCACAACAAUUGCAAAUACAAUCAGCUAUAUUACUCUCUACCAAGAAUGGAUCCGUAUUAUCAUACUCGACAAAUUUAAAUCUGUUAGAUGAUUCUAAUACUACCAACAAUGAAACAAGUUUGAAAUUGAUGACUUUGUUAUGUAAGGAUAAAUGGGACGAAAAUGAAAAUGAUGAACCUGAACCGCAUUAUAUCUUUAAAUGGGAUUCGUAUGAAACAAGAAUCUACAACUAUGAAAUUGAAAAUCUACAUGCUGCUAUUACAAAAAUUCCAAAUAGUGAUCUUUUAUUAUUAUUAAUAGCAGAUCCAUCAUUCCCUUAUGGUUUAUUAACUUUAAAGAUGAAAUAUUUAUUAAAAUCUUGUAAUUCUUUAAUUAAUUAUAAAUUAAAUUCAAACGAAUAA